UGUAUCUGUUCAUUGCUGCUUGACAACAGAAAGCAAACCCUUCUAAAUUAAUCCUCUAGUCACACAUUUGAAGCUGUGUGAAUUCUCCAGUAGGUCUACAGCAUCCAUAUGGAAAUUAUUUUUGCUUACAUACAUGAAUUUAGAGGACUAAAGCCACUGUUAUACAGUACACAAUGGGUUGUAUACAAAGAAUUUCGGAACGUACUGCAAACAAACGCCAGGGCUAGCAGUACAAACCAGCUGAACACCUGCCCUGCCCCAGUGCUCUCCAUCCUGACCAGGCACAACCCCGACCAGCACAGCUGAAGCCAGCCCACAGCUAAUUACAUCAAACAGGCGCUCCCGACUGUACGAAGCUAUGCAGUCCGUCCCCUUCGGGAAAGAUUGGAUUUCACGGCCAUUUAAAUAGCAGAAGGAAAGUGAAACUUGAACGUGACUCAAGCGCAGAGGCCCGGCUCCUGCGUGUGGCUCGGCAGGGCCGCGGGGUCCCGGCCGGUGCGGUCCGGGCGCGGUGCCCGCUUACCCCGUGCCAAACACAGCGUGACGAGGCAGAGUCGCGCCUGCGAACCCCCGCCGCAGGUGAUCCCCGACCGGCCCGCUUCUCCGGCCGGCCUCUCUCGAAGGCACCGCGGCCCGGGGCAGGGCAGGGCUGCGGGUCCGCAGCCCCGCCGCCCCUCGCACCUGGGCGGCCGCCCGGGUGUGCGCCGGUGACUCAGCGGCGCCCGGUGACCCCCGCCCGCGGCGGCGGCGCCUCGCCGCGGCUCUGCCCCCUCCCUCUCUCCCGGUAGGAUCAUCCCACCCCGCCGGGCGGUCACCUCAGCAGGAGGAGCCACCGCCACUUUGCCUCGGCUCCCGCAGCGACCUGACGGCAGUCAGCCCCGCCGCGCCGCGCCGCACCAUGCAAGCAGGGAAGAGAGACGAGAAUAGGCGGGACGCCGCCCGGCCCCUGCAGCUCACCAUGAAGAGGGGCUACGAGGUGCUCCGCGACCCCCACCUCAACAAGGGCAUGGCUUUUACCUUGGAGGAGAGGCAACAAUUAAAUAUUCAUGGAUUAUUGCCACCUUGCUUUCUUGGUCAAGAUGCUCAGGUUUAUACAAUUCUUAAGAACUUUGAAAGGCUGACAUGUGACCUAGACAGAUACAUGCUGCUAAUGAGUCUUCAGGAUCGAAAUGAAAAGCUUUUCUAUAAAGUGCUGGCUUCUGACAUUGAAAGAUUCAUGCCUAUUGUUUAUACUCCCACUGUGGGACUGGCUUGCCAACAAUAUGGUUUAGCAUUCCGGAGGCCAAGGGGUCUUUUUAUUUCUAUCCAUGACCGAGGUCACAUUGCUACAAUGCUUAAAUCCUGGCCAGAAAGUGUCAUCAAGGCUAUUGUGGUGACUGAUGGUGAACGUAUUCUUGGGCUUGGAGACCUUGGCUGUUAUGGAAUGGGCAUUCCUGUUGGUAAACUGGCACUUUAUACAGCAUGUGGAGGAGUAAAACCUUAUGAGUGUCUACCAGUGAUGUUGGAUGUGGGAACAGAUAAUGAGGCAUUGCUGAAAGAUCCUUUGUAUAUUGGGCUGAGACACAAGAGAAUUAGAGGUCAAGCCUACGAUGAUCUUCUUGAUGAAUUCAUGGAAGCUGUGACUGCAAGAUAUGGCAUGAACUGCCUCAUUCAGUUUGAGGAUUUUGCCAAUGCCAAUGCAUUCCGCCUCCUGCAUAAGUACCGUAACAAGUAUUGCACUUUCAAUGAUGACAUUCAAGGAACUGCAUCUGUUGCUGUUGCGGGUCUUCUUGCAGCUCUGCGCAUCACCAAGAACAAAUUAUCAGAUCACAGGGUGUUGUUCCAGGGAGCUGGAGAGGCUGCAUUGGGGAUAGCAAACCUCAUUCUUAUGGCUAUGGAAAAAGAAGGGCUAACCAAAGAUGCAGCUACCAAAAGAAUAUGGUUGGUUGACUCGAAGGGAUUAGUCGUAAAGGGGCGUGCCUCAUUAACACAUGAGAAACAGCGUUUUGCCCACGAACAUGGUGAAAUGAAAAAUCUAGAAGAUAUUGUUAGAGAUAUAAAACCGACUGUGCUAAUAGGAGUUGCUGCAAUUGGUGGUGCUUUUACUUCACAAAUUCUUCAGGAUAUGGCUGCUCUAAACAAACACCCUAUAAUUUUUGCUCUCAGCAAUCCCACUAGCAAAGCAGAAUGCACUGCUGAACAGUGCUACAAAUACACAGAGGGACGUGGGAUUUUUGCCAGUGGAAGUCCUUUUGAUCCUGUCACUCUUCCAAGUGGACAAACUCUCUAUCCCGGACAGGGUAACAAUUCCUAUGUGUUCCCAGGAGUUGCCCUUGGUGUUAUUUCAUGUGGAAUGAGACAUAUUGAUGAGGAUGUGUUCCUCACGACUGCUGAGGUUAUAGCGCAGCAAGUUACAGAAGAGAAUUUACGGGAAGGUCGCCUCUACCCUCCUUUAGUCACCAUUCAGGAUGUGUCACUGAAAAUCGCUGUGAGGAUCGCAGAAGAAGCCUACAGGAAAAACACUGCCUCCGUCUACCCUCAGCCCAAGGACCUGGAAGCCUUCAUCCGCUCUCAGGUGUACAGUACCGAGUACAACAGCUUCGUGGCUGACUCCUACGCCUGGCCCGAGGAGGCCAUGAAAGUCAAACUGUAAAUAGUUAAUGAAGAAUGAACAAAUCACUGCAGUUAAAAAGAAUUAAAAUAUUAAGGUUAUUUCUGCCUAGGAAGCCUAAGAAUAGCUAAUUUUUUAAGAUGCAGAAAACUUUUUCUAAUUCACAGUAGUUGGUUAGAAACUCAGAUUGAGAGACCAUCAAUUAUACAUCAGAAAAUAAAAAUUAAUCUGAGAAAUAUA
This is a messenger RNA of Prinia subflava (tawny-flanked prinia), 2830 nucleotides long. It is a transcript of the gene ME1, whose product is annotated as malic enzyme 1. Gene Ontology annotation, biological process: malate metabolic process; pyruvate metabolic process. Bases 899 to 2632 code for a protein of 577 amino acids. Gene Ontology annotation, cellular component: mitochondrion. Gene Ontology annotation, molecular function: malate dehydrogenase (decarboxylating) (NADP+) activity; NAD binding. Lineage: Eukaryota; Metazoa; Chordata; Aves; Passeriformes; Cisticolidae. The transcript is spliced from 14 exons. The record is from RefSeq and is a predicted model, not a curated record.